Messenger RNA from Myripristis murdjan (pinecone soldierfish), 6584 nucleotides. It is a transcript of the gene znf598, whose product is annotated as zinc finger protein 598. The transcript is spliced from 12 exons. Bases 205 to 3069 code for a protein of 954 amino acids. Gene Ontology annotation, molecular function: ubiquitin protein ligase activity; ribosome binding. Gene Ontology annotation, biological process: protein ubiquitination; rescue of stalled cytosolic ribosome. NCBI's taxonomy places the organism in Eukaryota, Metazoa, Chordata, Actinopteri, Holocentriformes, Holocentridae. The record is from RefSeq and is a predicted model, not a curated record.
CACGACCGGCUGGGAUUAACAGGGCAGGGGAAACGGUGAUCCGUCGAUCCUGAUGCUGUACAGAUCACCUAGAUGCUGAGCUGAUCAGCGUGAGGUGGCUGUAUGGACUUUCGCUAUUACGUAAGCACUUGAACGGCCGGGGACCUGUCUGACAACACACUAUUAUUAUUAUUAUUAAGGUUAAACUGUGCCUUUUUCAUUGCCAUGGAUCUCGCUGUCACCAAGGAAACUGAGAAGAACUGCGUCCUGUGCUGCCAAGACCUCGACAUAUUCGCCUUAGGAAAAUGCGACCAUCCGGUCUGUUACCGCUGCUCCACCAAAAUGAGGGUGCUGUGCGAGCAGAAGUACUGCGCCGUCUGCCGGGAGGAGCUCGACAAGGUGGUGUUUGUGAAGAAACUGGCAGCCUUCUCCACGCUGCCAUACCAGCAGUUCCAGUGUGAGAAGAAACAUGACAUCUAUUUCAGUGAUGGGAAGAUCUACGCCCAGUUCAGGCGGCUCUUGUUGCCGGAGUGCCCUCACUGUCCAGAGCCCAAGGUCUUCUCCAGGUUUGAGGAGCUGGAGCAGCACAUGAGGAAGCAGCACGAGCUCUUCUGCUGCAAGCUCUGCACCAAGCACCUCAAGAUCUUCUCCCAUGAGCGCAAAUGGUACAACCGUAAGGACCUGGCACGUCACCGGACACAGGGUGACCCCGAUGACACCAGUCACCGCGGCCACCCACUCUGCAAGUUCUGCGACGACCGUUACCUCGACAACGACGAGCUACUCAAACACUUGCGAAGGGACCACUACUUCUGCCACUUCUGCGAUGCAGAUGGCGCUCAGGAAUACUACAGUGAUUACCAGUACCUGAGUGAGCACUUCAGAGAGAGUCACUAUCUGUGUGAGGAGGGCCGCUGCGCCACAGAGCAGUUCACCCACGCCUUCCGCACCGAGAUUGAUUUUAAGGCACACAAGGCGGCAGCGCACAGCAAGAACCGGGCCGAGGCGCGACAGAACCGUCACAUCGACCUGCAGUUCACCUACGCUCCGAGACAGCAGAGGAGAAAUGAAGGCAUGGUAUCAGGAGAGGAUUAUGAGGAGGUGCGUCAGAGUCGAGGUGCAAGAGGAAGGGUUCACGGUGGACAGCAGAAGAGCUGGAGAUACAGCCGUGAGGAGGAGGACAGGGAGAUGGCAGCUGCUAUGAGAGCAUCCAUGGCAGUUCGUAGACAAGAAGAAAGAGCAGCGGUGCAGGAGAGGAUUGCUCCCAAACACCGCAAAGAAGAGAGAACAGAAAGAACAGAAACAGAUGACUCUAGACACAGGACUGGACCCAAACCAACAGCUGAACCUCCAGUGAGGACCAUGAAGAGUAGCAAUCCACUGGAUGAAGAAGAUGACUUCCCAGCCUUGGGAGCCACGGCUGCCACACCCAUGCCAAAUGUGAAGCCAGCCCCUGUUGUAGGCCCAGCCACCCACAGCGCUCUGAAGGAGGAUGACUUCCCCAGCCUGUCGGCUGCUGCUGUGGUUACAACUCCGAUGACCCCAGCCUACUCCGCACAGCCUAGGAAUACCUCCUCCUUCCAAGAGGAGGAUUUCCCUGCCCUCGUUUCCAAAAUCCGGCCCCUCAAACCUUCAGCAAGCACCAACUCUGCCUGGUCCAACCACACCACUGCCACUAAGCCGGCAACGCAGCCUGCCCCUCCUUCCGCCAAACCACCCCCCCACGCCAACCACCACCCUGGUCCCCUCCCAUUUGCAUCCACCUCUGGUCCUCAACUCCUCUCCUCCUCCUCCUCUUCCUCAUCCUCGCGGAGGAAAAAGAAAGGAGGGGAGAACGCGAAACCCACACCUGCCAGGUCUCCUCCAUCUUCUGAUGAUGAGACAGGAGGAAUGACGCAACAGGAGUUCCGGGCAGUGCCCACCAUGUUGGAUAUCUCCUCUCUGCUCACCGUCAAAGGAGGCAACAGCAAACCCUCAACUUUGACAUCUAACCCCUCAAACUCGGCCCCCAACCUCAACGCCAACCCCCAAUCUUCUAAAGCCGGAAAGAAGAAAAAACAACAGCAGCAGCAGCCACAGAAGAACACGCUCACUCCUGUGUCUGCGUCGUCAUCGUCAGGGAUGACAACAUCGUCAAGCUCCAUUUCAAUGGAAACGGCAGCACAGAAGGAGAAUGUACCGGAAAUAAGUCGAAACAAACCCUUUUCCACCACUGUGCCAAUGGCCUCAGCAGUGACGGGAGCUGUGACAAGCGGAUUGGCUAACGGGUAUACUGAGAAAACGUCGCCAACUGUCAGUAAGAAGACGGCAGUAACCCCUCAUCCUAACCCAGACCCCCCUCCCGAAGAGGAAGAAGAGUUCCCUGCCCUCAUCACCAAGAAUCCACCACCAGGCUUCAAGAGCUCCUUCCCAAUGAAGGCCUCUACUCCUGCCCCCAGUGCUACGCUGCCCCCCCCUCCUCCCGGUCUGGCAAACGUGCCCAGUAAGCCUCCUCCAGGUUUCACUGGCAUCCCUCUCAACAGCAACGUGUUGGAGCCCGUUCCGUUUGCAGCCAACAGGCCCACCCAGCUGGCUAGCGGUUACCUGGUGCCAGAGAACUUCCAGCAGAGGAACAUGGAGCUAAUCCAGUCCAUCAGGAACUACCUCCACAACGACGAGUCACAGUUCAACCAGUUCAAAAACUACUCCGGACAGUUCAGACAGGGACAAAUUUCAGCAGCCCUGUAUCACCGCAGCUGUAAGGAUUUGCUGGGAGAAAACUUUAACCGCAUCUUCAAUGAGCUGCUGGUGCUGCUGCCAGACACUGGCAAGCAGCAGGAGCUCCUGACCGCACACGGAGACUCCAAGGCUCUGGAGAAACAGUCCGGGGCCGGAGGAGGAGGAGGGAAGAAAAACAAGAACAAGAAGAGUGCCUGGCAGACGGCCAAUUCUGCGGCUAACAUAAAUGUGGCAGCUGAGCUGGACUGCCAGGUCUGCCCCACUUGCAGACAGGUGCUCGCCCCCAAAGACUUCAACUCCCACAAGACUUUGCACACUGGGGAGAGCGAGGAGUUCCCUUCCUUGCAGUCGAUCAGCCGCAUCAUCAGCUAGCCCCCUCUACGCUGUACGCUCCGUUUUGUCAUUGGUACUUGUGGGCAAGCCUCCAAAUGCCCCUGCUGCCCCAUCAAAGCCCACACCAGCCAGUGUAGGAAGGAGGAGCCUGUUUCCAGGGUGACCACAUCCCAGAGGAUUCUGGGGCCUGUAUUUCAUUGAGAAGGUGAAUUUAAGGUGGUUUGUUUUGUCUGUACUUCCUGAUGAGGAUUGAAUUGAUGGGUUGGUGUGAAAUCUUGCUGCAUCUCAAACCCUAUUUAUUGACUCAGAUCCUUUGUGGACCUUCCCAGCUGGCAACCGGCAACCCCCGAACCAGAACUGGCAACUUGCAAAGAAACAAGAGAGAAAACUAAUGCUUUACUUGAAGAGUACGACAGGAUGUUCCUUAAUAUAACAAUAAUUCUGUUCAUUGAUUUUAUAUUUCUCUUUUCUUACCUUUCCUUUGCGCUUUCUUGAAGAUGGCAAAGAUGUCUUCUCACUAAAACCACAACUGUUGGAAGUAUAAACCCUGAGACGGGCCACUUACUGGAGUCUCAGUACUGUACUCAGUUUUGAAACCCAUGGUGAUAAUGGCAAUCUGUACUGUUUUGAAACUCAUGUUUACUAUCUAGCAACCAUAUGCAUCAGUGUGUGAAAGCACAGCAUUCAUAUUUUUUCAUUGUUUGCAAAAAUGGAAACAAAAGUUGGCGAGAUGAACUAAAAUACAGUCAGAUGCUACUACAGUAGAACAUAGUCAUGGUUUUGGAAGUAUGCUUGUCACUUUGAAAAACACAGCUUUGAAAAAUGUCCUUUUUUAAAUUGAUCACCAUAAAAGUUGAUAUCACAAAGUUAAUUGCAAUAUGUAUUAUCUUUUUAUUUUGUAUAAUUUUUAUGAGCCAGUUAAUCAGAGAAGAAUGCAUUUCAGUUUAAUUUUUCAUUAUUUCAAUGCCUUUGUUAUUUCAUUGAAUUGAACCACAGUGAUUUUGAGCUUGGAGCCUUCCAUGGGCCGCACCAUGAAUGCAGGCAGUUAGAGAGAUUCCAUUGAUUUUAAGUGAAGAUUUCCCUCAGUGAGUUUUCAAAACAGGGCACAGAUUGUCAAACCAUACACACAGUAUUCAAAUAUGUGGAGUUCAGAGGGUUACUUCACAAAAAGAUUAGCAAGUUAGCCAGAAAAAGUGUGAUGAAAUAUCCUUGGAAAUUGUAUUUAUUAUUAGAAAUCAUCACCAGGCAUGACUGAAUUGUGUUCCUAAACCUAACAUUUACAUUUUGUUUCACAUAUUUAAAUCACCACUACUAGCAUGGAACAGUUUUUUUUUUUUUUUUUUUUUCCCACAGCUAUCUGGCUAACUUUCUUAUCCUGUUUUGUGGAUUUCCUUUAUCAAAUAUUUUUUCCCCUGUUGGCUGUUCCAUUCAAAAGGCCUACUGAAGGUUGUGAGGUUUUGGUUGAGAGUUUCUGUUUGAGUGACUUGAUUGCUUGCUGUUAGAGGCAUCGUGUAGGGGAGUGAUAUAUCAGAGAAAAUCACAUGGUUCAGCAACCGGGACUAAUUUUGGGUAGCUCAUAAAUUGAAGUCCCAACCACUGUACUGAUUGUAUUCUCAUGUAUGCUGUUUCCUCUUUUGCAUCUGUCCUCAGCUCUCUCCAGUUGCAUAAGAUGUGGAUUAUUGGUUGGACUGAUGGUUAAUUUACUGGUUUGUUUGAUGCGGGGCCAUGGUGUUCACUAGUUUUAUGGUCCUUAAAUUGGAAACAAUAGGACUUGUUAACCAAUUAAACAGUUUCCUUGCCUGUUCACAUGUUUCCACAGUUAUAUUCAAAUGGUUAAAUUCAAAUAUCAUCAGUCAAGAGUGUAAUCUUUGAGUAGUCAAGCCUUUAAAGGUUCAAGUAAGGCUGGUAGAUGCUACUAAAUUGUGAAAAAUAUUUUUUAUCUGAGGAAUUAACUGUACAUGUCAGGAAGUGAGACGAGAGCGCAACUCAUCUGUAACCUCCUGUAUUUUUCAGUCUGCUAGUUUAAUAUUAUGCAUAAAUCUGAUUACAUUAUGAUUUCUAAUUAAGAAACCUUUCACGCCUCCAUGAUGCUUGCAGCAUGCAGCGACAUAAGGAGUGCACACCUUGUUUUUACCUUGGCAAAGGAGUCCGUAGCCUGCUGAUGUUUCAGUUAGCACCACCCAGAGCUUUAAGAAACACGCCGCUUGGGUGAAACAGUUCAGUUCAUUUUUAAUAUUUAUUUGAGAGCCGACGCGAAGAAGAUGUUGCAUCUGACUUUGUGACCAUGCAGGGUCACUUGAACUAACACCCUGGGGGCAGUGUGCGAUGUAUUCCACUCAAACAUUUUCCCACUAAAUACCAUAUUUAGCCUGGAGCAUGCAUGGAAAACAGUGCUAAGGAGGCUCUCUCUCCUCAUCCCCUCUCAGUCAACCCGUCAGUUGUGAAGGUGUUGGAAGGUGGGUUUGUGUUCAAAUAGUCCAUAGUGAAUAAAUCAGCCACUAGACAGAAAAAAUAAAUAAAUAAAUACACGCAAACUCUUAACAGCGAUGCUUUUGAAGCAAAAACAUCAUUGCAGUGCGGUGUUGAUGCAUAGAUGUGUGCAUCUACACAUUAAGUGAUGUGUAUUCAGUUAUUGUAAUUGAACCAUGAUUUUUGAUUUGAGGGCUACAGUGAAGUCCUUUCUCCAGACCCCCAGGAAAAGCUGCAAGGAGUUAUUUUGGACAAUUUUAAACACAGCCCACGGGAAUUCUUUGAUUUGAUGCUGAAAAUGCACCUUUAUUCAAAAGGCACUACUAUCAAAGGAACUAACACAAAUACAGGGUUAAAAAAAAAAAAAAAAAAAAGCUUCACAUCCCGAGACCAAAGAGAAAAUGUUCCGUUUUUGUGAAAGCACAGUCAUAUUGUUGCUGUGAAGGGACCACACAGGAAUAGUCCCACUUUGAUUUUUAGAUUUUUUUUUUUUUUUUUUUAAAGUGCAGAUCUCAAAAGAAGAAGAGAAAACACCUUGAGUUGUUUCAUUAGGUAUCUCCAAAAAGAACAGAGGAUCCAGACUGCGGAGGUGUCAAGUGGUUUGGGAUGUUGUUUACACCCAAUUUAGUAAACCGUGCUAGCAUUCAACCGGUGUGUCACCUGAUGUCACCUCGAAUGUCUUGCACGUUGAGGGUGACUGUUUUUGGUUUUGUUUUGUUUUUUUCUUCUCAGACUUGAUCUGAAGUGAAAGAUGGUUUCAGUUUGGACUGGAUACGAGCGCUGACACAAUACGCAUGUUUACUUGUUUGUUUGCAGGAGGGACUGGUUGCAUCCAUGUACUGAGUACACAAUCUGUUCAUCCUCUCUCUCAGGACCGUUAGCUUGCACUGCUGCCCUCCUGGGUGUUGUUCUGUUUGUGUAUGUGUGCCUGUUUGUGUGUGUGUGUGUGUGUGUGUGUGUGUGUGUGUGUGCGCGUGUGCGUGCGCAUGUGUAUGUGUGUGUGUACAGAAUUUGUGCAUACAUCAUACUGCAGCUUCCUCUGUAUUUUCUAUCUGGCUCCAGUAAAGCUGUUUCUGUCAGCACUG